AACGCAAUGACGUUGGUCUGGGCAUUCAGGCAUGAAACGCAUACUGAGCUUCUGCACGUCAAGGAAUAUCGGCAAUAUUGUGAAAGCUUUAAAGCCCCGUAUUUCCUUUGCGAGCUAUAAUCAAUCCUUUUACACCUCGUUUGUCUGCAGUAAAUCUACGGACAGCGGCACCAGCAUGGAUCUGAGUAACAUGAGAAAAACCUAUAAAUGCGACCAAGAGUGUUUUGAGGAAGACCAGCUUGCUUCCCUAGAUCCAAUUAAGCAGUUCGGCAACUGGUUUGAACAGGCAACAAAAUGUCCUGAGGUUGGAGAAGCCAAUGCAAUGUGUCUUGCAACAGCCACCAAAGAUGGCCGUCCUUCUGCCCGCGUGGUCCUUCUUAAAGGUUACAGCGAGGAAGGAUUUUGCUUCUUUACCAAUUACGAGAGUCGGAAAGGUUUGGAACUGGAAAGUAAUCCCUAUGCCUCUCUUGUCUUUUACUGGGAACCAUUAAAUAGGCAGGUUCGCAUUGAAGGCACUGUAAACCGGAUCCCGUAUGAUCGUUCGUGUGAAUACUUCCAUUCAAGGCCCAAGAGCAGUCAGAUCGGUGCUGUUGUCAGCAGGCAGAGCACAGUAAUACCGAGCAGACAGUACCUAAGAGACAAAAAUGCAGAACUUGAAGAAAAGUAUAAGGACACAGAUGUGCCGAUGCCAAGUUACUGGGGUGGAUACAUCGUCAAACCUUUCCUGAUUGAGUUCUGGCAGGGUCAGACUAAUAGAUUACAUGACCGAAUAGUCUUCAUGCGACCAAAAGAGGGAGAAACUAAGCUGGGAGAUAUGCAGCAUCCAGCAGAGGGAGGUUGGAAAUACCAACGGUUGUCCCCUUGACAGAGUACAUAGUAUGUGAUCAACAUCAUCAUCUGUGACAUCAAUGCCAUCAUAAAUAAAAAAUGAAUGUUACAUGUUCAUUUUAAAUGUGUAGUCUUACCGAAAGGGAAAUUUGAUCAUUGUGGAGAUGAAUUAUGAAUAUAUAAAAGUGUUUGUCAUUAGGAUCUCACUUGAAAGUGCAAAGUCGUCUGCCUAAUGUUGCCUAAUGUUGUUUAAUAAUUAAAAAGCACAGCUGUACGUGCAAUAUUAACUGUAGUUUUACCGAACUUAGCCUUUGGACCUUUGUGAAACCUAUGAAAACUGUCACUUGUCUUGUGACUGAAACUGGGUUUCCGUGUUGCCAUGAUAUUUUGCACAUCUUUAGAUAAUGAUACACAUUGUGUGAUUUAAAAUGUGUUAGUGGAUUUUUCCGCAAGACUAAAAAAAAUCAUAGUUAAAAGUGCCAAGUUGAACUGAAUUAAUUUGAUUGAUGACUGGGAUGACUGGUUAUCUGUUCUGCAACAGUUAAAACCACUAAUAACCUGUUAAAUUAAUAAACCUCUUUAAUUUGUC
Molecule: messenger RNA, 1417 nt
Organism: Paramisgurnus dabryanus
Lineage: Eukaryota; Metazoa; Chordata; Actinopteri; Cypriniformes; Cobitidae
Source: RefSeq, a predicted model, not a curated record